UUGUUUGGCUAAAGAUGGCGUUAGCGGCUAACACAGGCGAUUGCAUUUUGUUUAACCAAAAUUAGUCGACCAGUGGUGACAAAACAUUGAUCAAAUAUAGCUUUAAUCCGUCAUUUGAUGUUUAAAAAUACGUUACAUUGAGAUAAUACACGUCCAUCACGUAGAAUAACGCUUGUUCGGCCUUCUCACGAUGUAGGCCUGUUUUUUUAGGGAGUGGACCGAAGCUGUUGGAACUCCAACUCCCGUCGGCGAGUGCGGCGUCAGGUGGUACAACUUUUCCUUUUCCAUGGUAACUGUAGUUUUCUGAGCGCACCAGGCUGUUGUUUUUGUGGAAACUUUGAAAAAUAUGAAUGAACUCAUUAAGAGCACAAAUUCACCAGUUAAGUGAACGAGCUAACAGUUUAAAGUGAAAGGACAUGCUAUUUAAUUUCUCCGUAUUUCACUGGAAGCGUCCAGUGAGGCUGCACAUUGUGUAUUAUAUCUGUCUAAACUGAGAGGAGGAAAAUUAGGGUAAUUGAACCCGGUGCCUGCUAGGCAGAGGAACCAUGGCUGCAUCACCUGUGCAAGGUGACCGGAAACAAUUUCGAGCACCCACCAGAGAAGGGCACCCAUCAUCAUCAGAGCCCUCUUUGACCUGGUGCUUAGCUCACCUCUCCAAACCCCGAUCAGGGGCUGAACAUCACGGGCAUGGCAAGGCUGACUCAGGCGGUGGCAGAGAAGGGGACAAGAGGUCCAGAAUGUCUCAGUGGCGAGCCCUGGUUGCCAUCCGGACCCAGCACAUCAAGGGUGACAAGGCUGGCAUUGCCCGAUUCAGAACUCAAGGUGGUCUCCGGCCCCUGCUGGAGCUACUCAAACACCCAGAGUGCUCUAGGAAAACCCUGGACCUGGCUCUUAGCAUCCUGGCAAACUGCUGCACUGAGCUGGAGACACGCAUAGAGGUCCGUAAACUUGAUGGAAUAAAUAUUUGGAGAUCCUGAAGGAAAAUAUGGCCCUGGAGACGGUCCAGAACCGAGCAGCCAGGGCUUUGGGAAACUUGGCCAUGGAUCCAGAGAGCUCUGCACUCAUCCACUCUGCUGGUGGUGUUCCUCUUCUCCUCCUUUGUGUGUCUCUUUCUUCUGGCCCGUCUUCCCCUACUGCUGCUCCACCCAAAGAGUCCUGUCCUAAACUGGAGUGCGCUCAGUCGGCUGCCCGGGCUCUCCUUUACCUCUCAGAUACACCUUCUAACCGCCUGUCACUGCUCACCCAGGGGACCUUAUCCUCUCUCGCCCCUCUCAUUGCUCCAGAAUAUCCCCAGGGGCUGAGGCGGGCGGCACUCAGGACCCUCCACGAGCUUACCCGGGGCUGUGGUGUUGAAUGCGCCAGGGAGGUGUCCCGUUCUGGAGUCCUCGCUCAGCUUGGUGUCAUGGCAUCUGGGGAGUCUGGUAAACCUUUUGAGGAGCUGGCACUGAAGACCCUGGCCAACUUGUGCUCCCAGGGCUGCCUGCGCCCCCUUGUGGGGUCACUGGGGGUUAUACAGAAGUUCACUGAGGAGGUCAAGAGGGACCCACUGAAGUCUGGAGUCUUCCUCAAGGCACUGUGAUUGUGCUGCAAGGAGGCGGUCAACCGGGCCAAGGUGAAAGAGAGUGGUGGAUUGGAGGUGCUAAUUGGCUUUCUGGCCGCCCAUCAGAGUCACCCCCUCUCCCGACUCGUCAUCCUGGCCUGUGUGGACUUUGUUUUUGAUGAAUCUGCUAUGGAGCAGCUUCAGGAGUUAGGGCUGGUCCCUCUGCUUGUUGCUCGACUGGUUGAGCUCACCAGAGGCGAGGAACAAUCUGCUGAGAAGAUGGACGUGAGCCUCUCCUCCAGCAUUUCUCCCACGGAGCUCCUGCCCUCCUCAUGUUUUGACUCUUUUGACUUUCCUCCUCCUCCUGAGAGCUGCAAGAGGCAGGAAGCCGAAAAGGAGCAAGGUCUAUGUUCAUCAAGCUUUUUAAGUCUCAGGUCCUGGUUGGUGUCUGAGGGAUUGAUCUCUUCAGAGGGGGACCUGCUGAAUUCCUCUGGUGUUGAAGGGGAAUGGGGAAGUCUUCAGAUCCCACCGUCUUCGUCCCCUCAAACACCCUCCCCAAACCCUGAUUCCCUUUCCUCUCCUAAAAACUCUUCCCCAUUCAACCCUACUACCUCUUCCUCUUCUAAAAAAGCUGCUCAGCCUUCACUUAUUACCUCUUCGGCACAGCCCCAGCUAUCAUCCUCAUGUAAAAUCCCUGAUCCUCCUCCAUCUAGUCCUCAACCUGCAGUUGCUUCUACACCCCAAACCCAGCCCAGUUCUAACACUAUCUCCUCUCCCACGAAAACAGCCCAAACACCAGUCUCUCCAUCAAAGUUCUCAUCCCCUCACAAAAGGAGGCCGCGUCCUCAUUCAUCAGCUUCUUUGACUAAAGUUAUUCUUGAUACCCCUCCCUCUGUGCCCCGCACAAUGGCCUACCACCACCCAUACCACCCCGAACCCUGGACGCCAGAGUCACCCAUCCUGCUGCUGCUGUCACGCUUUUCCCACGCCACCGACCCAAGUGCUGCUCUGGUCAGCGCAGGCGUCAUGUCCGGCUUGCUCUACUACCUCACCCAGCACCAGGACCCCAGCAGCAGGUGCUUCCGUAUGCUUUGCCGGCUGAGCUGUAACCCAAACUGUUUGCAGGCGCUGGUCCGAACUGGCUCAGUUGCGCUGAUUCGUCACCAUCUCUGCCAGAGAGGGGGAAGAUUUGAGGGAGAGGAGAGGCAGACGGGCCGAGUGAAAGCCAAAGUUAAACAGCUUGGUUCUGCUCUUCUCAAUAAUCUGCGUAUCCAGUGUGAGUCUGGAUUUGGCUCUGGAGUUGUUGCCCAUGUGAUGCUGUCAGGAUCUGAGACCGACAAGGUGAACUGUGCGCUGUCUCUGCCAUUAAUCUGCAGCAACAAGUCCCUGUUAAAGAAACUUCUUCUGGACAGCGGCGGACUCCUCCUGGCUCUGCAGCCUCUUGGUUGCGAUGACGAUGAUGUGGAUGAAGACCAGCCUACUGAAUGUGGGAAGUUGCUUUCUGAUUGGUUUAAUUCACCACAUUCAGGCCUGACUUCACAGCUCCACUCACUAUUCUCCUCCCUCCUUAUUGGAUGCCUGUCUACUCUGACUGGUGGCAUCAAAAUGGAGCUUAACAAAAAACAUCUAAAUCCAGUAACGACGCAGUCAGUAGAAAAAAUUGACCCAGUUUCACCUCCUCCCUCAAAAAGGCCUCGCCUGGCCGACACCUGUCCUUAUGGCGUCUCGAACUUUGACCUCCUCUUGCUGCUGGACGACGGGACUCAGGUCCGAGCCAACAGGGAGGCUGUGACUGGGGUGGAGGGGACAGACGGAGUCACCUCUGAAUACUUUUGGGCUCUGUUGAGAGGCGGAUUUGGAGAAGCUCUGGGUAAUGCAGGUGAAGCCAUCCAAAUUAAAGAUGUCAGCACAGGUAUGCUGCUACCAGUGCUGCAUUACCUGCAUGGAUGUCGCUUCACACAGGACACAAAAACAACAAGGGAAAGUGAUGAGGGACAGAGUAGAGGACAGUGUCAGGUCUUGGACAAAUUGGUCUUUGAUGGACUGGGGAUCUGCCAAAAAGAGACAGAGGAGUGCUCAACAGAUGACUUUGCUUUCCAGAAAUCAGCUCUGGGCGAGAUGAUGAUUGGGGCAUGCAGAUUUUUGGUGACUGAGCUUAAGAAAGAGCUGGAGGAUCUGUGUGUGUCUCUUCUCCUGUCCUGUUCCACCAAGGCUGCCCCCACAGUGGACAAGGUGGAAAAGGCUGCAUCUAAAAUGGAUCAAGAAUGCGUUGAGUCUGCCGAGGAGAACCUGGCUAAUCGAACAUCGGAGUUAGAGUUGACUGGCUUUGAGGUGCAAACAGAAAAUUUACCAGGACAGACAAAGAAACCAAACAGUUUCCCACACCCAACGGACAGUAAUAAAACCUGCUCAGCUGGAACAAUUCAAAAGGCCAGCAGAGCACUCAAUACGACUUUCAACCAAAAGACAAUCAAAAGCAUCACCCCGGUUUCCAAAUCAAGCUGUGUGUCAGUGGUGGACAAAUCAUGUGACCUGGAAGUUAUAAGGUUAAGACCAAAGAACUUGAUGAAAAGUUCAGCACAGGGUCUAAAAUCAGCAACUCAGGACUCCCUCUCUUCCUCAGAAGCCAGCGCAGGAGACAACACACACCUGUUUGCUCUCCUCCCCCAGGUAUACUGGUUUUCUCAGCGCUACAGCUACCCAGCACUGGGUCGGGCCUGCCUGUCUCUACUGCUGGGCUUUCAGGACUGUCCUCAGCCCUUCUUGUCCUCUGCCCUUGCUGGGGAUUGCCUUCGCAGACUUGCCAGAGAGGCGGACUGUACAGAGACUCUAAAGCAGGAUCUACUAAGUCUGGCCACAGUAGCUCUGAGCUGAACUAGGGGCGGAAACGUUGAGUGUAGUAGACUAUGGCAUGAAUUCAGAGGGCACAGAUUUCAGUGAGAGUAAACUUUGGGACUUGCUUUAUGCUUCUAGAGUUGCCAUUGUAUAAUGUAUGGAAAGUUCAAGUGCAGGUUACGACAACAGCACGAUUACCUAAAAAACAACAACUGCUUUAUGAAGUUCUCUAGCACUAACAGGACUGACUGUUGAUUUAUUUUCAUAAACUGGAAGCAUAAAUUACAAUUUAGUUUUGAUGUAAUCUGAUAUAAACUGUAGCCGUCCCAGCAUGACAUAAUUGUAUUAUAAUUUACUGACAUUUGUAUUGUGAUUUUUUUUUUUUUUCCUGAAAAAAUUCAAAGAAAGUGUCCGCUAUCAUUUGAUAAAUGUCAUUUAGCUGGAAGUACUGGAAUUAUCAGGGUUGGUCUAGAAGCCAGUUGUUUAUUUUGUACAUAAAAAUAAUAUGGAUUAGGAGAUAUAUAGUGUAUAGAUUCCAAAUGUCCCAUAAAUUUAAGCCACUGAAUAUAAUGUUGGAACAUCA
Messenger RNA from Epinephelus lanceolatus (giant grouper), 4958 nucleotides. NCBI's taxonomy places the organism in Eukaryota, Metazoa, Chordata, Actinopteri, Perciformes, Serranidae. The record is from RefSeq and is a predicted model, not a curated record.